AUGCCUGCCGCAAAGGAGAGCGGCAUUGGCGAGGACCAGCAGAAUGGAACCGUCUUCUCCGUCUCUGGUCCUGUCAUUGUCGCGGAAAACAUGAUCGGUGUUGCCAUGUACGAGCUUUGCAAGGUCGGCCACGAUGAGCUGGUCGGCGAGGUCAUUCGUAUAGAAGCAGACAAAGCCACCAUUCAGGUGUACGAAGAAACAGCUGGCGUUACUGUUGGAGACCCCGUCCUGCGAACUGGCAAGCCUUUAUCCGUCGAGCUCGGACCCGGCUUGAUGGAAACAAUCUACGAUGGUAUACAGAGACCUCUGAAGACCAUUGCAGGCAACACAAACAGCAUCUACAUCCCCCGCGGCAUCGCCGUCCCUUCACUAGAUAGGAAGAAGAAAUGGUCGUUCACGCCGACUAUGAAAGAGGGAGAUCACAUCAGUGGUGGUGAUGUCUGGGGUAAAGUUCCUGAGAACAGCUUGGUCAACGAGCACAGAAUUCUCCUGCCCCCUAGAGCCCGAGGAACAAUCAAGAAGAUUGCUCCGAAGGGCGAGUAUACCGUCGACGAGCCCCUCCUUACGCUGGAGUUCAAUGGUGAGACCAAGGAGUACCCCAUGAUGCAGACAUGGCCUGUUCGUGUCCCUCGCCCCGUCACCGAACGACUUUCAGCAGAUUCUCCUUUCAUCGUCGGACAGAGAGUUCUCGAUGCUCUCUUCCCAUCGGUCCAGGGCGGUACAGUGUGCAUUCCGGGAGCUUUCGGCUGUGGCAAGACAGUCAUUUCACAAUCCGUCUCGAAGUUCUCCAACAGCGAUAUCAUUGUCUACGUUGGAUGUGGCGAGCGUGGUAAUGAGAUGGCUGAAGUCUUGAUGGACUUUCCAGAGCUCUCCAUCACCAUCGAGGGCCGUAAGGAACCCAUCAUGAAGCGAACCUGUUUGAUCGCCAACACCUCAAAUAUGCCAGUGGCCGCUCGAGAAGCCUCCAUCUAUACUGGAAUUACCUGCGCCGAGUACUUCCGGGAUCAAGGCAAAGCCGUCGCCAUGAUGGCAGACUCGUCGUCCCGCUGGGCUGAAGCACUUCGAGAGAUUUCCGGUCGUCUAGGAGAAAUGCCCGCAGACCAGGGUUUCCCCGCCUACCUGGGCGCGAAGCUCGCUUCCUUCUACGAAAGAGCCGGCGCAUGUCAAGCUCUCGGCUCGCCAGAACGCAACGGCAGCAUCUCCAUCGUCGGCGCCGUGUCCCCUCCCGGCGGUGACUUCUCGGACCCUGUCACUUCCGCCACUUUGGGUAUUGUGCAAGUGUUUUGGGGAUUGGACAAGAAACUGGCUCAAAGAAAGCAUUUCCCUUCGGUCAACACCUCCCUCUCAUACAGCAAGUACACCAACAUCCUCGACAAAUUCUACGCCAAGGAUCACCCCGAGUUUCCGCGCCUCCGUGAUCGGAUUAAAGAGUUGCUCACCAACUCCGAAGAUCUCGACCAAGUCGUGCAGCUGGUCGGCAAAUCUGCGCUGGGUGACUCCGACAAGAUCAUUCUCGACGUCGCGGCCAUGCUCAAGGACGAUUUCCUGCAGCAAAACGGAUACAGUGACUACGACCAAUUCUGCCCAUUGUGGAAGACAGAAUACAUGAUGAAGGCGUUCAUGCAAUUCCAUGACGAGGCGCAAAAGGCAGUGAGCAGUGGGUUGAGCUGGGCGAAGGUGAGGGAGGCAACGUCCGAGAUCCAACACGGCUUGCGCAGUAUGAAAUUCGAGUUACCGGACGACGAGGACGCGGUGAGCAAAAAGUAUGACGGGCUGUUGCAGAAGAUGAGUGAGAAGUUUGCGAAUGUCAGCGAUGAGUAG
Cladophialophora yegresii CBS 114405 is the source of this 1821-nucleotide messenger RNA. RefSeq names its product V-type proton ATPase catalytic subunit A. NCBI's taxonomy places the organism in Eukaryota, Fungi, Ascomycota, Eurotiomycetes, Chaetothyriales, Herpotrichiellaceae. The transcript is spliced from 4 exons. Gene Ontology annotation, molecular function: proton-transporting ATPase activity, rotational mechanism; ATP hydrolysis activity; ATP binding. The record is from RefSeq and is a predicted model, not a curated record. The coding region runs from base 1 to 1821 and encodes 606 amino acids. Gene Ontology annotation, biological process: ATP metabolic process; proton transmembrane transport. Gene Ontology annotation, cellular component: fungal-type vacuole membrane; proton-transporting V-type ATPase, V1 domain.